AUGGCUGCACCACAUGCAGCGCACAAUGGGACGACGCCCACAGAAUUCCAGCAGCAGGUGGUCCGGGACCUUCACUGGGUCAUGGCUUCGCCACACUUGCUGCAGGAGAGCCAGAGCUUAUCCAUUUGGCCUGACGAUCGGGGGCGCAAGUUAGCCGAGAGGAGCCGGGAUUGGCUGCUGCAGCUCGAUUCGGACCCAAGUCCUCUACACGAGUGGCUGCUUGCGCAAGAAGAUUUUCACAGGAUAGGCCACUACUUCGCGGCCCUGGUGGAGUUUUGGCUUCGUUGGUGUCCUGUGCUCAAUGCGACCAAGGUGCUCGCGCGCCAGCAGGUCACAGCGGAGGAGCCUGCUCCCGAGAGACCGGGUCAGGAGGACUACACGACGAAUCAGCUGAAGUUUCUGGCACGUUUGGAGGGAGAUGAAGCACUUCAUCUUGAGGCUGCAUUUCACUUCAGCUUAGCUCGAGGACCCCGGGAGGUGGACGUGGUGGCCUCGCGCUUCGCUGGAGGAUUCUUGCACGAGUCCUUAUGCUGGCGCAUCCUGGAAGCCCGAAUCCGGGCACGACUUGCGGCGGAAGCUUCUGUGAAGAAGCAGCUGCAGGAGUGGCUGGGCGCGUCUCCAAGCUUCCAAUUCCUCCUCCGCGGUCGCGUCUUCUUCGAGGCCCGCUCGGUGAUGUCGAUGCGGAGCCUCAAAGACCCGCUGAAAUGCCCUGCCAGUGAGGGUUUGGGCUUACUCAGCUCUUCGCAGCCGGUGGGCUGGUGGACCUGGGAUCCCUCCGAGCUCUUGACUGCUCCUGGUGCUCACGAGUCACGGUGCCGUGGCGGUGCCAGGACUUCGGUCGUUCCAUGGGGUGGUGCAUGGUGA
Durusdinium trenchii is the source of this 864-nucleotide messenger RNA. The record is from the annotation of a GenBank genome assembly. NCBI's taxonomy places the organism in Eukaryota, Dinophyceae, Suessiales, Symbiodiniaceae.